CAGCAUCUAUUUGCCAACCAGUAUGACCCGUUACGCGACUAUUGAUGAGGUGAACGCAGCUAUACUGCAGCUGGAAGAGCGUGAGCAUGCUUCUUCAGCAGACACAAUGCGUCCAGGCAUCUCUUCUAACGGUAAAGAGCACAAACCAGAAAGAAGCUGCGAAUUUGGAAGAGAAACAAGACAUAAAGAGGUUAGUACUCGAGUACAAUGUGAGAGAGAGAGACGAAGAGGAAUCUAAUGGGUUAGGGACACAAGUACUGAAUUGGGGACCUGGAGGAGGCAGAGGAUCUCGUCACCGGUUUGUUUACCAUCAAGGAGGUGGUGGUUCGUAUCAUUCUUGAAGAAAGUAAGUUAAGGUUCAGUGAACUGCUUUCGUGGCAUAUGCGCAUAUGUAUACGACAAGAAAUCUACAAAAGCAGUAGACUAUUUCAACGAAUUAUCAACAAUAUAAAACAGAACUGAUCAAUGUGAACGUUUCUUGAAUAUUUUGGUACAGUUUCUAGUGAUUUAUUAGUGAGAUU
This is a messenger RNA of Raphanus sativus (radish), 521 nucleotides long. RefSeq names its product regulator of nonsense transcripts UPF2-like. The record is from RefSeq and is a predicted model, not a curated record. NCBI's taxonomy places the organism in Eukaryota, Viridiplantae, Streptophyta, Magnoliopsida, Brassicales, Brassicaceae. The transcript has 2 exons. The coding region runs from base 87 to 341 and encodes 84 amino acids.